Messenger RNA from Cylicostephanus goldi, 979 nucleotides. The record is from the annotation of a GenBank genome assembly. Lineage: Eukaryota; Metazoa; Nematoda; Chromadorea; Rhabditida; Strongylidae.
AAGACAAGCUCAACGAGUUGCAACUCCGGAUCCGUCAACUACUGGACCAGGUCGAGCAGAUCACAAAGGAGCAAAAUUAUCAGCGAUACAGUUUUUGAAUGUUCUGCACAUAUAUUUGAUGACUUUCAGAGAAGAGCGUUUCCGACAAACUUCCGAAUCCACCAACAGCCGAGUUUUGUGGUGGUCAGUUGGCCAAACUCUUGUCUUGGUGCUCACUGAAACGAUGGCUGCGCGUCGUUUUAUAAAAGGUCUCACAUCUCCAUGGUCUCUGGGAUUUUCCGGCUUUGGAAUUGCUUAUGGUUUAUAUCAUAUCUGGGACUCUACACAAUCCGGUACAAAAUACGAUUUACAUGAAAACUUAGCUGGUAAAACCUAUAUCGUAACCGGCGCUACCUCGGGGAUAGGACAGGUGAUUUGGUCAAAUUCUCUCUAUGACCCUCUUAGGCCUUUACUAAGAAUCGUGAUUCAGGCUACAGUAGAAGAAUUAGCGAAAAGGAAUGCGAGAGUCAUAAUGGCUUGUAGAAAUCGUGAAAAAUGCAUACAAGUUCGGCGAGACAUUGUCUUGAGCACUCGAAAUAAGCAAGUAUACUGUAGACAAUGUGAUCUCGAAGAUUUCGACAGUGUACGAACUUUUGUACAAAAAGCUAGUAAAGGUAAAUAUGAACUAGAUCGAAUAGAUGGUGUCGUACAUAAUGCUGCUAUGAUGGAUGCUAAACGAAAAGUGAACAAGGAUGGUAUCGAACGUACCUUAGCUACAAAUCACCUUGGUGCCUUCUUACUGACUGGUUUAUUACUCGACAAACUUCUUGCUCAAGACCAUCGUGUCCGAAUAGUAUUUCUCAACACGAAUAUAAUCAAUAGAAAGUGCGACAUAGAUUUUGACGAUCUCAAUGCGGAACAUCGGAAGAAGUACGAUGGAUUUGAGGUUUACAAGCAGAGUAAACUUGCCGCUGCUAUGUUUGCUAAGGAAUUAUCAGAG